This is a messenger RNA of Bombus pyrosoma, 2744 nucleotides long. Its product is annotated as multiple inositol polyphosphate phosphatase 1-like. Lineage: Eukaryota; Metazoa; Arthropoda; Insecta; Hymenoptera; Apidae. The transcript has 9 exons. The coding region runs from base 751 to 2157 and encodes 468 amino acids. The record is from RefSeq and is a predicted model, not a curated record. Gene Ontology annotation, molecular function: acid phosphatase activity; inositol phosphate phosphatase activity.
UUUAUAGAACGCAUGAAACACUACGUUGGGCCAACGAAGGUUCAAAGGCUACAAACCGUAAUACACAAUUCGCGGGGUCUAUCGCUGAAACUAUACGACUUUUACACGCUAGGAGCAACGAAGCUCGACGACCUUACGGCAGUGCCACACGAGCUGCCGCCUCGAAAGGUGGUCGCGAUCGGCAUACAAACAACGACUACGCGCAUUUCAUGGUAUUGUCACAGUUGACUUGUAUUUUAAACAGUGAUAUAGUGUCUCUAUCAGUGAUUCAUGCGCAAAUCUUUGAUAUUGCUAGAGAAUCCGUGGAAUCUAUCGUCGAAGAUCGAUCGUUCCAAGCGCCGCGUCGGGUCAUGAAGUUCUGAAACUUGGUCGUGCAAUCUUCGUAUAAAAAAUAUAGAAAAAAAAGAAAGAACACCAAAACUUAUUGAUAAAAGUUGAAUCUGACAUAGUUUAUCGUACGAAUCGCAUCGAAUGGUUUUCGUGCCGUUUUAGUUCGAAGAAUGAGAAGAAAACGAUCAUAAGUUUCAACGAAAGAUCGAUUGUGUUGAAGUGUUUAUAAAACAUUGAUACGAUCUCAUUUGCCCAGAAUUGCAGAGGGCAAAGCACUCCACCGAUUGAGGAAAAGUGAACAAUACUGUCGGUCGCACUCUCUCUUUUCAGGUCUAUAAACCCGUAGUCGAUUUAAUGCGCUUGAACAGGACGUACAGAAUACGGUAAUUUCUUAAUGAAUCAAAGAGCCAAACUUUAAAAAUGAAUACAUACGUACUAUUCUUGACUUUCUUAAUUAGUCACGUUUACGCGCGUGACGGUGACUCUUGUUUUGCGGACGAAGAUGAUCCAUAUUUAUAUAUGGCCACUAAAACUGCCUACCAUUUUGUCCACGCCGGUAAAACUCGGUUUCAAGAUGUACCCAACUGUCAUGCAGAGCAAAUUUGGAUGUUUGCUACACACGGUACACGAUGCCCGUCUGAAACGGAGGAUAUCGAAAUGCAAAAAUUAACAGAACUACAGAAUCAGAUAAUUAGCAAUCACGAAGUUCGAAACAAUGGCCGUAUGUGCAUCAGAGAUUUAGAAAAUUUAAAGAGAUGGAAACCGGACGUGUACCUCGCAAUCGAAAGAGCGGAAGUUUUGACACCGCAAGGUGUGGAAGAUAUGAGAUUGCUUGCGAGACGAUUGCAAAGCAAUUUUCCGCAGCUUCUUCAACCAAUCGACGAAAAUAUAACGGCGGAAAAUUAUGUGUUUAAAACGACCGAUGCACGCGAAAGCAGCAUGAGUUACUUUAUGGAGGGACUGUUUGGUGACAGACAAGCGGUGGAUGCAGAAGAAGUUGCCAUAAAUGAUACUCUGCUUACAAUGUAUAAAUCUUGCAACAUGUGGAAUAAUGGUCCUAGUAAUACUACCAUCGAAGAAGUAAUUAUGUUCGAAGAAGGAGCGCAGUUUAAAAAUCUGAUACAGAAUGUCAGUCAGAGUCUUGGAUUUUUGUACGAUAUUUCCAAAGAAUCAAUUCUAACGAUGUACAAUAUGUGCCGUUACGAAAAGGCCUGGACAGUGACGAAACUUUCUCCUUGGUGUGCCGUUUUCAGCAAAGAAGAACUUCGUGUGCUAGAGUAUCGCGAAGAUCUCUACUAUUAUUACAAGGCCGGAUAUGGACGUGAAAUCAAUGCGCAGCUAGGAUGUACCCUUUUGCAAGACAUGAUGAAUCACUUUUGGAGAAUGGAACAAAAUGGAGAGUCUAACGAACCUAAAGGCAUAUUCUACUUCGGCGAUAUCAUAAGUCUGCAGAACCUCUUGACCACAUUGAAUAUUAAUAAGGAUCAAACGCAACUGACGGCUUUUAAUUACAAAGAUAUGGCGAAACGUCAUUGGCGAACCUCUUUCAUGUCGUCCUUCGCCGCGAAUCUUGUCGCUGUAUUUUAUAGAUGCGACAUCACUAGUCAACCAAACAAAGUAAUGUUUUACUUGGCUGAGAAACUGGUCAUGCUCGACGGAUGUGAUGUUGGUCUCUGCGAUUGGGAAUAUUUCAAGCAGAAGUUCAAUCCAAUGCUUAAACAUUGCGAUCUUAAUGUUUGCUGGAACGGAAGUGGUGCCACCACUUACGCUACCAAUUUCUUCCUCGUCCUUCUUUCAUGCUUCUCUCUAGUCUUUAUUAGAAAGUAGAAAGAAAACAGGUGUAUGCGUGUUGUCGAUGUUUGUAAUUUAGAGGACGCAUAAUAUGUUGAACGUAACGCGUUCUAAUUAAUUAUUAUUAUGGCUAUUAAAAUAAGAUAAUUCCAAGCAUUCAACAUUGCGACUCGCCAACAUUUCACUGCGCUUUCAAAUCGCCAAAAUGUGUAUAUUUAAUGUCUUUUAUUCCUGUUCUACCGCUCUAUACGUAAUUUAUAUGCAUUUAUUGUUGUUUAUCGUCAUCGACAUUUGUUUACAUAUCGUAAAUAUGUACUCGUAUAAGUGGAAUAUUAUUUAAAUUAUCUUUCUUCCUAAUGAUGUCCGUCCGACUCGUGAUGACUAUGCAUAAGUAUAAACAUAAUGCACAAUUACCGUCACAUUGUUGCUUAGAAUUCUCUCUCAGACUUUCUCAAAUCUCACGGCAAAAGUAAGAGCAACGUGUUUCUAUACGCUUAAUAAAUGUAGAAGAUUCGAAUAUCAAAAAGGCCUCUCUUCGUACAUUGUAUUUGCGUACUCGUAAUUCGAAUUACUCUCUAAAUAAAUUAUGAACAAAUAAAUUACUGAUAUAUGUAUACCAUAAA